Molecule: messenger RNA, 1158 nt
Organism: Pocillopora verrucosa
Lineage: Eukaryota; Metazoa; Cnidaria; Anthozoa; Scleractinia; Pocilloporidae
Biological process (GO): activation of adenylate cyclase activity; adenylate cyclase-activating G protein-coupled receptor signaling pathway; hormone-mediated signaling pathway
Cellular component (GO): plasma membrane
Molecular function (GO): protein-hormone receptor activity; G protein-coupled peptide receptor activity; protein binding
Source: RefSeq, a predicted model, not a curated record
UCAGCUGAUGGUUAUGGUAGAUGCCUGAAGUUCCGAUACAUGAUUCUUGGAGUAGGAAAUAACAACUUACGGCUUUACCAAAUAAUGGGGAACAACUCAAAGGAAAAUCCAAUCUGGCAAGGUGACUCAACAAGGGACGACACCUGGCAGUAUGGUCAAGUGUCAGUUACAGGGAUCACAGAACACCAACUCAUUUUUGAAGGAAACCUGGAAGACCAAACAGGGUUUAUUUCAAUAGGAGCACUUUACUUCAUCAAUGGUUAUUGUUCCCCAGAGCCAGAAGUAGCUGCAAGAAGAGCAUGCAGGGAGCUCUUCACGGACAAAACUGGUGUUAUAACGUCACCCUACUACCCGGGAUAUUACGCAAAUGACAGUUGGUGUGAAUGGCUCGUCACCGCUGCGAUUGGUCACGUGAUCAGACUUGAAUUUUUUUACUUUCAGCUGGAAGCAACUGGACCUCAAUGUUUAAGUGAUUAUGUUGAAGUAUUUGACGGAAAUUCGACAUAUUCUACUUCGCUUGGCAGAUUUUGUGGUCAUACGCACCCUGCAAUGUUGGAAUCUUCGUCGAAUAAUUUGCUCGUCGUGUUUAAAUCUGAUAACAAGGGGAUGCGUACGGGUUUCAAAGCUUACUACGACACGAGGAAAGAUGAGAGGGAUAAAUGUAAAAUGAAACCAGAUUGUCCAGUGGGUUGCACGUGUUACAUUACAAAAGGACCACCGUCACAGUACGUGUUGGAAGGGGCAGAAUACAUGGAAAGUAUACCAUGGAAUUUAUCAAGUCUUACAACAGUGCUUUUAUUUGCUGGCAGCAAAAUCACUCGCCUAAGGAACAGAGACUUUUACUCUCUGUCAUCUCUUACCUACAUGGAUUUAAGCCACAACAAAGUUUUUCAAAUGGAACCUAGAACAUUUGAAAGUUUAAAAUCUCUGGAAACGUUGAGGCUCAACAAUAAUUUCUUGAGGCAACUUAACAGUGACGUCUUUGGUGAAACAACUAAGCUUCAAUACUUAGAUAUUGGUGAAAACCUUCUUGUUGACCUUCAAGAAGGCGUUUUCGACAAUUUGACAGACUUACGAAUCUUAAGCCUGCGAUCUAACAGUAUUCGUCAUAUUAAGAGGGAUGUAUUUAAACGCACAACACGCUUAACUCAUCUGUAA